This is a messenger RNA of Trematomus bernacchii (emerald rockcod), 794 nucleotides long. RefSeq lists its product as uncharacterized. The record is from RefSeq and is a predicted model, not a curated record. The transcript has 6 exons. NCBI's taxonomy places the organism in Eukaryota, Metazoa, Chordata, Actinopteri, Perciformes, Nototheniidae. The coding region runs from base 18 to 794 and encodes 258 amino acids.
CAAAACCACACAAGGCCAUGUCGGACUCAGAGUGGAUGUCCCGCCUGAGGAAGUUUGCCAGCACGGGGGCCUGGCCUGCAGGGGAGGGAAACAGGCCGGCUCCCAGACAGAAGAAAUGGUUUGAGCUGUAUCAAAGGAUUGAGAAGUGUCCAAUGCAGGCACAUGGACAGAAAUCCUUGUUUGGCCAAGUGCAGCAGUGUACCUGUAGAUUCCACCCUCAGAAGCCAGCUGCAACUCCUGUCCAAGGUGCCGUGGGACAGCAGACUGCUGCAUCUGGUCCGGUCCACAGAGCUGUGGGGCAGCAGAGUUCAGCAGGUACUGUCCAAGGCGCUGUGGGCAUGGGCGUAAUUUGGGGGGGACAUGUCGCCCCCACUUUUCCAAAUCCCUUAUGUGUCCCCCCCCCACUUUCAAAUUCGUUUAUUAUAAUUUUUAACCGCAGAUGGCCCGUCAUCGCCACGGAGGAGCUGGACACUGCCUCUGUGGCUGCGGACCUGCGAGAUCAGAUGAGCUGGAGGGGCUUCAAGACAGGGAGGACUGCACAGCCUCAGAUAGCUUCAGUGCCUGUCCUCAGUCCCGGAGCAGUGAGUGCCACUGUGUCGGCUGCUGCCUCCAGGACAGAGACUGACACGGCAUCACCAGUCCAGCUGCCCCGUUUGUGGUCAGAGGGCUUGCCACCUGAAGACCACAAAUGGAUUCUUAAGAGCCUUUUGAAGUUGGGGCCCAAGGGAAAACUAGCGCUUCAAGACCACCUGAAGCUCUGGUACUUUCCACCACAGUACCUGUAUCACUACUAG